Nymphaea colorata (pocket water lily) is the source of this 4869-nucleotide messenger RNA. RefSeq lists its product as uncharacterized. NCBI's taxonomy places the organism in Eukaryota, Viridiplantae, Streptophyta, Magnoliopsida, Nymphaeales, Nymphaeaceae. The transcript is spliced from 10 exons. Bases 138 to 4496 code for a protein of 1452 amino acids. The record is from RefSeq and is a predicted model, not a curated record. Gene Ontology annotation, molecular function: nucleic acid binding; zinc ion binding.
AACUCUUCAGAAAAAAAUCAAUAUCUCAGUUGAGGAGCUCAGAUGCAGCAAUCCCUUCUGCCUGCAAGGAAUUGGAGGAUAUUUUGAAGUUGGAUAAAAAAGAAGAACCUACUGUAUCUAUUUUAGAAUUGCAAGGGAUGGCCAUUGACACAAAUGAGACCGAAUUGGUCACCAAAGAUUCAUUGGACAUGCUAUUGGGAUCAGAUGGUACUCCAGUUACUGCUGUACAGAGAAGCUCACCCCUUGUUAGAGAGGCAAAGAUCUACCCAUACGUGGAAACUGAACAUGGCAAGGCUCCUCUUCAUGCAAGUAUCACUGUUGCUGAUUCUGAACAAAGUGAUAAUCCUUUGCCAUUGUCGCAGCCUGCAGAGAAACCAUUGGCUGCCAGUGGUCAAUGUUUAAGGCACACUAACUCAGCUGAUGCAUCUGGGAGGCAAGAACCACAGUCUAAGAGUGAACAUACUGAACCUGACCUGGAUGAGACUGAUGUAAAAGUUUGUGAUAUUUGUGGUGAUGCUGGUCGUGAAGAACAGCUUGCUGUUUGUAGCAGAUGCAAUGAUGGUGCGGAGCAUAUUUACUGCAUGACAAUAAUGCUGGAAAAGGUUCCAGAAGGGGAAUGGCUUUGUGAAGAAUGUAAGUCUAAGGAGAAUGAAAGCCAAAAAUCUGAUAAUUCUGAAAGCUCCUUACCAGCUUCAAAGGUGUCAGGUACCAGUGAGAAGAAUAAAUUUCCCAAGAGCAUCUCCAUUCCAGAGUCUCCAUCUAAAUUGGAACCCAGAUUAUCGGAUGUAGAGGCAAGGAAAGCAACUGAGCUUCUCACACCACCUCUAAUUUCUGCCAAGAGGCACAUGGAUAGUUCAGAAGUCAGCAUUCCCACCAAAAAACAAGCUAUUGAGGCAGUAACAAGUGGAUCAUCACAUUCAUCCGGCCUCAAUAGGAAAACAUUGUUUUUGAGAGAGGGUUCCUUUAAGAACUUAGACACGAAAAAGGUCAAGCCUGCCCAUCAAGUACCCUUAGCUGGUGGAAAGUCUUCAAACAAUUCUGAAGAGGUUUGCUUGUCCACUACAUCCAGCUCUAAUUCAAGGAUGCAAUCUAGGUUGCAUUCACCUCGUGGUAAGUUUGUAUCACAUGACAAAGGCUUUCAGUUCAGUAACAGUGGAAAGGUGUUGCCAUAUGGAUCUUCUGAUUCGGUUUCCAAGGCUGCUCUGUCAUCCAAGGGUACAGAAGGUUUAUCAAAAGUAUUUAGUUCACAGGGCAUGAAGCCAAAGCCAAAGCCAAAAAUUAAACAAAUUCUUGAAGAAGCUCCAAAGAAGCAGUCUGCUUCUGGUGAUGGUAGGAAAGAAGGAUUAAUCAGAACAGUGAGUAAAUCCGCAUCAUUUAAAUCUACAACCGGCAUAAGCAACUUGAAUGUCGAUAAUCUGAAAUCAGAAUCUCAGAAUCUAUUAUCUCCUAGAGACUUGAAAAGCUUGAAGCAAUUCAAGGAAGGCUCCAAUCUAAUUGGAAGGCAGAAUUCUCUUAAAUUAGAUCCUUCCAUGAAUGGUUCCAUACCAGCAGUCAGUAUUGGCAGUUCUGUUCUGAGGUCUGGCAUAAUGGUUCCUGAAGCUGAUGCCAAAACAAGAUUGUCCACCGAUGUGUCACUAGCACCCAGGAAGGACAUAGAGAAGAACCCACCCUCUGAAACUAGUAGCAGGAAGCUGGCAUCAUCACAUCAUGGCGAAAAUGUGGCACCUUCAAGCAAUCAAUCUGAUAAAAAGGUUGUCCUAGUUGAGGAGAAACCGAAGUUGAAUGAUGGGGCUUUUGAUACAUCAUUGCGGGGACUGAAAAAUACAAUUAAUUCCGCUGGAAAUAGUGAUGGGAGGAAGCUGUCAGCUGGUUAUGAAACUGCUAUUGGGUGCAUCCAACGACAGAUCCAGACACCUUCAUCUUUGGAUGGUACCUCAAGUAUGUCCAGUCCUGUUGAACAGAAAGUAAUAGAACAGAAUCUUCAUCAAGCAUGUCUAGUGGAUGAUGGUCCUGUUAGUUCAAUUAUGCCUGACAAAUCAUGCUCAAUUCCUCUUCAUCCACUGCACCCUAGAGACUCCAGCAACCUAGAAGCACGAUUCAAGGAACCUUCCUCUUUUGGUCGUUCCAGGAAUUUUUCAACUCAGACUCGAAAAAUCCGAUGCUUCAAGUGUAGCGAACUUGGCCAUAUUGCACAAUUCUGCCCAAACAAGGGUAUUGAUGCUGGUGUUGGUACUCACACACCUAAUAUAAGAGAUUCUAGAGAACUGGCAGGCAAAAGCAAGUGGAAUCAUACUGUAGAGAAUGUUUUGCCCCAUAAAACUGGCAACCAUGAGAAUGGUAGACUGAGUAUCUGCACAGAUGAUGUAUCCCUGCCUCCAAAUGCUGAGAAUGAUGAACUGGCUCCUAGAAGUUUAACACGGACAACAGGAGUAGCCUCUGAUAUUAGUUUGACUACAAGUUCAGUAAGUGGGAGUUUUUUGUCACUGGGGAAGAUGAUUGAUGUUGAGGGGUUGAUGAAGAGAUCUUCUACUGAUGAUGGGAACAAACCAGAAAUGUUUUUGAGAGAACAGCCUUUUCUGCCUUCUACCAGUCUUACAGCAAGUUCAGCUAUUCCACUCCAUGAUUUUACAUGGCAAGGUAGCUUUGAGGUUCAGAGAAGUGGGAAACUUCCUGAUAUUUGUGAUGGUAUUCAAGCACAUUUGUCCACUUGUGCAUCACCCAAAGUUCUUGAAGUAGCCAAGAAGUUCCCUCCUAAAGUGCAGUUGGAAGAAAUAUCUCGUUCAAGUUCAUGGCCGAUGCAAUUUCAAGCUAAAUGUCCAACAGAGGAAAAUAUUGCUCUCUAUUUUUUUGCUAAAGAUGCUCUGAGUUAUGAAAGGAACUACAAGAAGUUGUUGGGAAAUAUGCUAAGGAAUGAUUUGGCCCUGAAGGCUAAUUUUAAUGGAGUUGAACUUUUGAUAUUCACAUCCAAUCAGCUUCCUGAUAAAUCACAGCGCUGGAACAGGUUACUUUUCCUCUGGGGUGUAUUCCGGGAACAAAAAGUUGGUUGUGCAGAUGCUGUCCCUGGUUCCCUGAGGAAGCCAGUGACAAAUGUGGAAUCUUUGUGUCAGGACCUUUCCUCGACUAUGACUUCUGGAGCUUUAGUGUCAACAUUGCCUCUCCAUGACCAAAUAGACAAGUACUUGCCUUCUUCAGAAGAAGGUUUUGGAGCUGUUAAGGCUACUGCAUCAGAGAGACUGUCGUCAUCACCCCCUCUACAGAGUGGUCACAAGAAUGUUAACAUCCAAAGAAAUAUGCCUCCAGGAUCAUAUGAAUCUAACCGGCCAGUUUCAGAUGCUGUAGUACCACUGGAAGCACAAUGUCCAGAUGCAGCAUUGGACAUCAAUCCUCCAAAAAAUACCUUGCAGACAGACUGCCAAACCACUGCAAAACCAUCAUCUAGGUCUCCCCAGAGCAGUGGGGAAGGGCAUGAUUGUUUGAGAAGCAAUGAUACUUGUCCGGGUGAAGCGUACAUAGACUCUGGGAGCAUGAAAGUGAUGGAGCUACCUAACACCCAACGAAGUGAGAUGCAAAAUUUCCCCAAUUGUGGGAGUAGUUUGCCAAAAGUUUCAAACACAAAACAAGUGUCUUCUGGAUUUCCAAAAGAUGCUAAUCUCACUGUCUGCAAUCAUGACCAGAAGAAGUUGACAGAGGAGAAACAAGGCGAUGGUUACAAAGCCAGUGGCAAAUCUGCAGAAGCAUGUAGCAGCAGCCAGAAAACGAAUCAUCCUCUGUUGAUUGAAUCUGUCGCAGACAAACAAGAGUUGCUUCCCAUUAAGGGAGAAACUCAUUCCUUGAAUUUGAGGCCCCAGUGCAAGCGUCAACAUUCCCUCUCUUCACAAAAAUCAUUUCUGGUUAAUGAAACAAAGGUUGUAGCAAAUGAAGAGCAGGACUACAAAAGAUUGAAGACAGACAGUGGGCUGAACGUCGGUGAUCAUAGCACCUGUGCUCCUUCAGUGAUUUAUGAUCUUAAUUCAAGCUUUUCAGAUUGUGAAGAUACAAAAUUAGAUUGUUCUUUUGAUGAUAGACAGACUCUUAAGUUGUCUAGAACUGCUGAAAGAAGCUUUUUUUCAGUGGAUUUUGGGCAUGCUCGAGACUGUAAAGCAAGCAGCUCGAGUGCCUCUCCAGGAUUUUCGAGUAGUGGUGAUGGCUCAGGACCAGAUAUGCCUGAUCUUGAACUUGCAUUAGGUGCUGGGAGAAAAAAACCAAAGAAAGGAUUGCUGCCGUUGUUUUGUCAUGUAUUUGACAAAAGCAGUGAGAACAACGCAGGAGCAAGAAAAGACAAUGUCAGUGAUGCUAGUGAUGAUGAUGCUGCGUCCUGCCUCUCGCUAUCACUUGCUUUCCCUGUGCCUGUAAAGGAGAGAACCCAAAAACCAGGCUCGACAUUGGAAAAACUUCUGCCAGAGAGACAUCAUGUUAACACCUCGUUGCUGCUCUUUGGUGGCUGCAGAGAUUCAUGAUUUUCUUUCAAAUCCAUGCAUCUGGUCCUGUAAAUUCUUACUGGUGUGGAUAUGCUUUGGGCACAGUUGGAGGCUCGCAGACACCUAGUAGGUUUUCUUUGUUCAUGUCCACAGGAAAUAUACCCAACCUCCUUUUCUUUUCCUUUUUCUCUUUCUGUUUCUUUACCUUCUCAGUCUCAAGGACUGCAGAGUCGCGGCUUGUGUAGAUAAGAGAAAAGAGCAAGCGAGGCAUUCAGGAAAUGGCAUCUGUGAGUCCUGAACACCUCGCUUCUAUGUUUUACAUAAUUCUCACCAGUGUAAAGAGGUAUUAUCUUGUCUGCUAGUUAACAGGAUUAUGUCUAUGAAGAUGUUUACUGCCCUCUUCCAUGUGUUA